Molecule: messenger RNA, 2297 nt
Organism: Nylanderia fulva
Lineage: Eukaryota; Metazoa; Arthropoda; Insecta; Hymenoptera; Formicidae
Product: solute carrier family 52, riboflavin transporter, member 3-A
Biological process (GO): riboflavin transport
Cellular component (GO): plasma membrane
Molecular function (GO): riboflavin transmembrane transporter activity
Source: RefSeq, a predicted model, not a curated record
AUUCGAGAUUUCGUGAUCGCGGUUCACAGUCGUCAAUUGAUGGGACACGCACUACUAUAAUCGCGAUAUAUAUAUAUAUAUAUAUAUAUAUAUAUAUAUAUGCAAACAAUAUUAAAAUUCUUUCGACUACCAAGUGCGCAAAUUAAAAGGCGCAAAUUAAGUGAUAUCGCCAUGUGCAAUUCAUCUAAUUGUAAAAUUGAUAUACGUGCAUUUAUGUAAUCCCCAUCAACUCUAUUGAUUAUUAUAGUUGCAGAAAUAAUUGCAUAUAUUGCACAUUUAUGACUCGUCAGUUUUGGACGAACGUUUCUACGUUUUUCAUCUUUGCGAAUUUGAUAAAUAAAAGUGAAGUUCGGAGGGAGAUUAAAUAUUUCUAAUAAAUUAUAUCAAAAUUGGUUACCGGUUUUGACAGAACUGCAAAUAUUUCAAGUGAAUUAAAAAGAAAUAAUAAAUAGCGUGUCUUAUCUUCGCCGAUGACGCAAUUAUAGAUGACGAAACCUAUAAAGUGAUUUUUCUUGAAUUCAAAUUCGAGACAUCGAUAAGAAUCGCUGAUACAAUCGAGCCAUCGUUAUCGAAUCGAUUAUCGUUUACUUGGACACACGUGGAUAUUCGAAGAGUGGGAUGGGGCAUUCAUUCCCGCAUGCAAGGUUAGAGCAGUGACAAGGAAAGGAAAGGAAUGAUAUAAUUCGCCAAAAACUGUCGUUUAUAUACGAAAUAACCGCGACAUUUCAACCAAUUAUCAGGGAUUACGUUUUCCGAGUGAUAAUCAUCGCUUUUAUGUCAAGUAAUCUUUGUUGUUUUAUUUAAGCCACAAAAAUUUCAUUAUCUUGACAAUGCGAUAACUAGUAUCUGCUUGAUAUCGUAUUUUUCUGCAAAAAAGAAUACAAAUACAUUCUCUGAAAUAAACGCAAGAUGCUGACUCAACGAUUAAGUAAUCGGAGAUUGCUGGUCGAUUUCCUCGCGUUGAUGUUCGGCCUGGGUGCUUGGAUCGGUGUAAAUGGCAUAUAUGUACAGCUACCACUUAUAGUGCACACUGCACCGGAAGAAUGGAGCCUGCCUGCGCACAUGGUGAUGUUGGUGCAGUUCGCCAAUUUAGGACCUAUACUGUACACCCUGUACAUAAAAUAUACUGCUUGGGCACACGAUAGAUAUAUUAUUUAUGCCCUCUUGAGUGCAGGAACAUGUUCCUGCAUCGCAUUAAGUUGGCUGUACAAUCAUACUUCAAAUAUUUUUGGGAAAGAGCACUCGACCGCCCUUCUAUCACUGAUGUUUGUGACAGCUCUCGUUGGAUGUACAAGCUCUGUACUCUUCAUGCCAUACAUGAGAAACUAUCGUGAGAUUUAUCUAGUAUCUUAUUUAGUCGGGGAAGGACUGAGUGGGUUCAUACCCAGCGCAGUUGCUCUAAUUCAAGGCGUUGGUAGCAAUCAAAUGUGCGUUAAUGUUACUAAACCAGGAUCGACUCAUCUAGAGUUUAUCCCCAAAUCAGACCCAAGAUUCUCUUCUCAGAUAUUUUUCAUCUUUAUCGGCACUCUGUUAUGUCUGAGUUUUCUGUCGUUCUUAGGCUUAAACUUUUUGCCUAUAGCACUUGGAGAAAGAGUCAAGCUUCCAAGCAGUAUGGAAAUGUUACCAACCGACACAACUGCACCACCUAGUUACAAAACUAAUUCCGGUUGGAAAAUUCCGAAACAUAUAUACUAUUAUUUAUUAAUCAUGAUAGCCAUAGUCUGUUUUCUCGGCAAUGGUACUUUACCAAGUAUACAAUCAUAUUCCUGUCUACCAUAUGGCAGUCUCGCAUAUCAUUUGACAGUUACAUUAGCUUCCAUAGCUGGUCCAUUGGCCAUGUCUUUAGGAUUCUUCAUUGAAACGCCAGCAGUUAAACUCCUUAAUACUCUUACAGCAAUUAUUUUAAUACUUUCAGGGUUUGUUUUAUACUUGGCGGCAAAAUCGCCUUAUCCUCCUCUUCAACAUUCAUGGGUGGGUGAAUUGAUGGUAGUCAUUUUAUGGAUAACUCUAUGUGGUUUAAUAGGAUUUGUAAAGAUGGGCAUUACAACUUUUUAUCGGCCUGAUCCUGGAAGAGGUCUUUAUUACACUGGUGUAGCGACACAAAUCGGAUCUCUGAUAGGUGCAAUCACCACAUUUUGUUUGGUUAAUUAUGCAAAAGUAUUUCAAUCUUAUUCACCUUGUGCACAUCUUAUGGAAGAUUAACAUAGCCUGUACUUAGUCUUGUCAAUUAUUUGCACAGAUAAUAUUGUUAGAAAAUUAUUUUACAAUUCGUGUUUUAGUUUCAUUCAAAAUUUUAU